Biomphalaria glabrata is the source of this 807-nucleotide messenger RNA. RefSeq lists its product as uncharacterized. Bases 1 to 807 code for a protein of 268 amino acids. NCBI's taxonomy places the organism in Eukaryota, Metazoa, Mollusca, Gastropoda, Planorbidae. The transcript is spliced from 2 exons. The record is from RefSeq and is a predicted model, not a curated record.
AUGUGCAAAAAGAAAAUUCAGCAGGUGUCAGAUGAUAUGUCUAACGAUGAAAGACAGCUGCAGUCGGACACAAGAGAAGAUGUCAUAAUGGUACAAAAUGAAUGGGUGAUGUCUUUGGAGAACCACAAAACGAAAAGGAUGACAGCAGUUAUGACAUCCAACACUGUGUAUGACAGAUUUAAAUUCUUCACAAGAAAUCAGAAGGACGGUGAAACGUUUGAACAGUAUUAUACUGAUUUGAAGAAUUCGGCAAAAGAAUGCAAGUUUGACAACCUUCGAGAUGAACUCACCAGAGAUCGAUUGGUAUGUGGCAAACAGUUGGAUCGAGUGAGAGAUAGUCUUCUGAGAGAUGUAGACUUAACUUUAGAGAAAGCAGCAAGCAUAAGUCGUACUGACGAGCAUACCCAAAACCAAAUGAUAGAAAUGAAAGGACUACAUGUAGAUGCUGCUUAUAAAUUAGAGAAGACAGAAGAUAGCAAGCCAGUAAAAACCUCACAGGAAAAUAUUGCUAAGAAUCAUGUAACAAGUAUCAUUAAAGAUUGCAGAUAUUGUAAUAAAGUAAAGUGUAAAAAGAUAAUUCAUUUUGCUGCAAAAUGUCGUUCAAAACAUUUCAAAGCUGUUGAUUCAAUGGAAAAUGAAAGUCAAGUAAGCCAAGUAAAUGAGUUGUGCUUUCAGGCAGUUGGUACUGACAACAACGUCAAUGUUUGGAUGGUGGAUGUCAAUGUUAUGCCAAAAAUAGUCAAAAUGAAGAUUGACACAGGAGCACAAGCUUAUGUCAUAGUCAACGUGAAACACUUAAGAAACUGA